Tupaia belangeri chinensis (Chinese tree shrew) is the source of this 1467-nucleotide messenger RNA. RefSeq names its product ryanodine receptor 2-like. Gene Ontology annotation, biological process: striated muscle contraction; release of sequestered calcium ion into cytosol by sarcoplasmic reticulum. NCBI's taxonomy places the organism in Eukaryota, Metazoa, Chordata, Mammalia, Scandentia, Tupaiidae. The transcript is spliced from 14 exons. Gene Ontology annotation, molecular function: ryanodine-sensitive calcium-release channel activity. Bases 1 to 1401 code for a protein of 466 amino acids. The record is from RefSeq and is a predicted model, not a curated record. Gene Ontology annotation, cellular component: smooth endoplasmic reticulum; calcium channel complex; sarcolemma.
AUGGUGGGCAGUCAAGGGUGCAGCCUGCUGGCAGGGCGGCACUCCUGGAUCGGCGCUGUGGCCCUGGAUCAGUGUUGUGGCCCUGGCCUCCUGGACGACGAAGUGGUUCUGCAGAGCACGGCCGCCACCCACAAGGAGCAGCAGAAGCUGUGCCUGGCAGCGGAAGGCUUCGGCAACAGACUGUGCUUCCUGGAGCCGACGUCCAACUCCAAGAAUGUGCCCCCAGACCUGUCCGUCUGCACCUUCGUGCUGGAGCAGUCGCUGUCGGUGCGCGCCCUGCAGGAGAUGCUGGCCUGCACGGUGGAGAAGUCGGAAGGGCAAGUUGACGUGGAAAAAUGGAAGUUCAUGAUGAAGACGGCUCAAGGCGGUGGCCACCGGACGCUGCUCUACGGGCAUGCCAUCCUGCUGCGCCACUCCUACAGCGGCAUGUAUCUGUGCUGCCUGUCCACCUCCCGGUCUUCAACCGACAAGCUGGCUUUUGACGUGGGCUUGCAGGAGGACACCACAGGUGAGGCGUGCUGGUGGACCAUACAUCCCGCCUCCAAGCAGAGAUCCGAGGGGGAGAAAGUGCGAGUGGGGGAUGACCUCAUCCUCGUCAGCGUGUCCUCCGAGAGGUACUUGCACCUGUCCUACGGCGAGGGCAGCCUGCAUGUGGACGCCGCCUUCCAGCAGACCCUCUGGAGCGUGGCUCCCAUCAGCUCAGGGAGUGAAGCAGCCCAAGGGUACCUGAUCGGUGGCGACGUCCUCAGGCUGCUGCACGGGCACAUGGAUGAGUGCCUCACCGUCCCCUCCGGAGAGCACACCGGGGAGCAGCGCAGAACUGUCCACUAUGAAGGCGGAGCUGUGUCGGCGCACGCGCGUUCCCUGUGGAGACUUGAGACGCUCCGAGUCGCGUGGAGUGGAAGCCACAUCCGAUGGGGCCAGCCCUUCCGGCUGCGGCAUGUCACCACAGGGAAGUACUUGAGCCUCUUGGAAGACAGGAACCUUCUGCUGGUGGACAAGGAGAAAGCUGAUGUGAAGUCGACAGCGUUCUCCUUCCGCUCGUCCAAGGAAAAGCUGGACGUGGGGGUGAGGAAGGAGGUGGACGGCAUGGGGGCGUCCGAGAUCAAGUACGGGGACUCGGUGUGCUUCAUCCAGCACGUGGACUCGGGCCUGUGGCUCACCUACCAGGCCGUGGACAUGAAGUCGGCCAGGAGGGGCUCCGUGCAGCGGAAGGCUAUCAUGCACCACGAGGGCCACAUGGACGACGGCUUAAACCUGUCGCGGUCUCAGCACGAGGAGUCCCGCACGGCCCGAGUCAUCCGGAGCACAGUCUUCCUCUUCAACAGGUUCAUCAGGUGCGUCUGCGUGGCCGGGCGUGCACGACUUCGCUUCUGUUUCCUCGCAGGCCCACGGACCUAGUCUGCCCUGCUGUGGGUGCCCCUCGCACGGUCUGGCGGUCAGCAGAAUCCCGGAGUGCUGGCUAGA